This is a messenger RNA of Nakaseomyces glabratus, 2886 nucleotides long. It is a transcript of the gene CSE1, whose product is annotated as importin-alpha export receptor. The record is from RefSeq and is a predicted model, not a curated record. Gene Ontology annotation, cellular component: nuclear envelope; cytosol. Gene Ontology annotation, molecular function: small GTPase binding; nuclear export signal receptor activity. NCBI's taxonomy places the organism in Eukaryota, Fungi, Ascomycota, Saccharomycetes, Saccharomycetales, Saccharomycetaceae. Gene Ontology annotation, biological process: protein export from nucleus; protein import into nucleus.
AUGAGCGAUUUAGAGACUGUAUCUAAAUACCUGGCAGAAUCUGUGGUUGCCUCUACAUCCAAAAUAGCUGAAAAAAAUUUAAAACAGCUUGAAAAUGAGGAUGGAUUUGGUUUAACGUUACUACAUAUUGUUGCAUCAUCAAACCUACCAAUUGCUACAAGAUUAGCAGGUGCUGUCUUCUUCAAGAAUUUUAUCAAGAGAAAGUGGAUUGACGAAAAUGGUGUGCAUUUAUUAUCGCCCAGCAAUGUUGAAUUGAUUAAAAAUGAAAUUGUUCCCUUAAUGAUAGCUCUGCCUGGGAAUUUACAAGUUCAAAUUGGUGAAUCUAUUUCUGUUAUUGCUGAUUCUGAUUUCCCUGAAAGAUGGCCCACUUUACUAGAUGACCUCGUUAGUAAACUCUCUACAGAUGACAUGGUAACCAAUAAAGGUGUUCUAACUGUGGCCCAUUCUAUUUUUAAACGGUGGAGACCUCUUUUCAGAACUAAUGAAUUAUUUCUAGAAAUUAAGUUAGUUUUAGAUAAAUUCACUGAACCUUUCUUGAACUUAAUGAAGUCAGUCGAUGAGCAAAUAACCCACAAGAAGGAUGAUAAAGCUAGUCUUGAGCUUUUAUUCGAUGUUUUACUACUGCUGGUCAAGUUAUAUUAUGAUUUCAACUGUCAAGAUAUUCCAGAAUUUUUUGAAGAUCAUAUUAGAGAAGGUAUGGGAAUGUGGCAUAGAUAUCUAUCUUAUGAGAACCCGUUAUUAGAGGACAAUUUUGAUACAGAAACCGCAAGUACACUAAUCAAAGUUAAAACUUCCAUUCAGGAGUUGGUUCAAUUAUAUACAACAAGGUAUGAAGAAUUUUUUGAACCUAUGAUUAAUGAAUUUAUUCAAAUCACAUGGAGUCUGUUAGUCAGUACUCCUAAUCAACCAAAGUAUGAUAUCCUUGUAUCCAAGUCACUUUCGUUUUUGACAGCAGUAGCACGUAUUCCAAAAUACUUUGAGGUUUUCAAUACUGAUUCUGCUAUGCAUAGUAUAACAGAGCAAAUAAUACUUCCAAAUUAUACUUUACGUGAAGAGGAUGUCGAAUUAUUUGAAGACGAUCCAAUGGAAUACAUCAGAAGAGAUAUGGAAGGUUCUGACUCAGAUACAAGAAGAAGAGCUACAGCUGAUUUCUUGGGGGAGUUGAAAGAAAAAAAUGAAAAUCUAGUUACUAGCAUAAUUUUGGAACAUGUCAAAAAAUUCCAUGAUCAAUAUAGUACUAAUCCACAAGAAUUUUGGAAAUACAAAGAUUUAUAUAUAAAUUUGUUCACAUCAUUGGCUGUCAAAGGUAAUAUCACAAAUUCUGGUGUUUCAAGUACAAAUCCAUUGGUUAAUGUAAUCGAUUUCUUCACCAUCCAAAUUCUGCCAGACUUAAUGGCUGGAUCAUUACCUCAUCCAAUCUUGAGAGUCGAUGCCAUUAAAUUUGUUUACAACUUCAGAAAUCAACUGAAUAAGCAACAACUAAUUGAAAUUCUUCCAAUUCUAGCAAACUUUUUAUUAAAUGGAGAAUAUUUGGUUUUCACCUACGCUGCUAUAACGAUCGAAAGAAUCUUAGCUAUCAGGGAAACUCCUUCAUCCCCAGUUUUUAUUUUCAAUAAGAAUGACCUUAGCGGAAGUGCUGAUGUUUUGAUCAACAAUUUGUUAACGUUAAUAAAAAAGCAAGGCUCUACUCCUGAGCAGUUGGCUCACAAUGAAUAUCUCAUCAGAGCUGUAUACAAAGUUAUCCAAACUGCGGAGGAAACAAUAUCGCCAAUGUAUCCUGAAUUAAUCAACCAGUUUAUUUCUAUAGUGGAUAUUGUUGCCAAAAAUCCAUCAAACCCAAGAUUUUCUCAUUAUCUAUUUGAAUCCAUUGCUGUUAUACUAAAUUAUAAUCCAAACAGUACUCUUCCCCAAAUCAUUGACCACAUAAUGCCAUCAUUUAUGCAUAUUCUUUCCGAAGAUAUUCAAGAAUUCAUACCUUAUAUUUUCCAGAUUAUUGCUUAUGCUGUAGAGAGUAUGCCUCAAAUAUCUGAAUCUAUUACAGCUUUGAGCCAGCCCAUAUUGGCACCUGCUGUUUGGGAAUUAAAGGGUAAUGUCCCAGCAGUAACAAGAUUGUUGAAGGCCUUUAUAAAGAAGAACUAUAAGAUAUUUCCUGAUUUAAUUCCAGUUUUGGGUAUAUUUCAGCGGUUAAUUGCUUCUAAGGCAUAUGAAAUUUAUGGGUUUGAUUUAUUAGAGUGCAUUUUCCUGUCAAUAGACUUGGAAGUUUUGAAACCAUUUAUGAAGCAAAUUGCUAUACUAUUAUUACAAAGACUUCAAAGCUCCAAAACCGAAAGAUAUGUGAAGAAGCUAACCGUUUUUAUUGGUCUAAUUCUCUACAAGUUUGGUCCAGAUUUCCUUAUUUUAUUUAUCGACGAAGUCCAAGAUGGUUUAUUCGGACAAAUUUGGGGAAAUUUCAUUAUUACUACUCUCCCCAACAUUGGUAACUUAUUGGAUAGAAAAAUUUCAUUGCUUGGGAUGAAUAGUAUAAUUGGAACGCAAAGUAACUUUCAGUCCAAAUAUAGCUCACUGAUAACACCAACUUUGGCAUCCGUAGUGAAGACAAUAACCUCUGAUAGUGCAGCUAAUGCUGGUAACAAUUUUGUGGAUCUGGAUAAUAUUGAAGAGGUUUCAACAUUUGGCUCACACUUUAGUAAACUGGGUAGUAUUUCAGAGAAAACAUUCGAUCCUGCUCCAGAGAUAGACAAUAAUGAUGGUGUCAAGGUAUUUGUUCUUCAAACACUGAAGAAGUUUAACGACUCCUCGAAUAACUUGGUUAUCAAUAGUAUCUCCACUGAGUUAUCUGAGGAAACACAAAAUAAAUUCAAUCAAUUAUGGAGUCAAAGCCAAUAG